GUCAUCUCUUAUAUUCCAGUCGCCAAGGAAAGAGAGAGAGAGAGAGAGAGGAAAAAAAAAUCAAGCAACAACCAACCCACCCCGUAGCUGACAUUUCCCUCCAUUUUAACCCCUUUUUGGUUAGGAGCUGGUUUUGCCCAAAUUUGUUUUAAUGUUUGGGAUUCAGGAAAAUAUACCAAGAGGUGGGACGACCAUGAAAGAAGAGCCGCUGGGCACUGGGAUGAAUCCCGUCCGCUCCUGGAUGCACACGGCGGGGGUAGUGGAUGCUAACACGGCCGCCCAAAGCGGCGUGGGGCUGGCUCGGGCACAUUUCGAGAAACAGCCGCCUUCCAAUCUCAGAAAAUCCAAUUUUUUCCACUUCGUCUUAGCUCUGUACGACAGGCAGGGGCAGCCGGUGGAGAUUGAGAGAACGGCUUUUGUGGACUUUGUGGAGAAAGAGAAAGAGCCCAACAAUGAAAAAACUAACAAUGGGAUUCAUUAUAAACUUCAGUUGUUGUAUAGCAACGGAGUCAGGACAGAGCAGGACCUGUAUGUCCGCCUCAUAGACUCAAUGACCAAACAGGCCAUCGUCUACGAAGGGCAAGAUAAGAACCCCGAGAUGUGUCGGGUCCUGCUGACACACGAGAUCAUGUGCAGCCGGUGCUGUGACAAGAAAAGUUGUGGCAACAGAAACGAGACUCCCUCAGACCCCGUUAUCAUUGACAGAUUCUUCCUAAAGUUUUUCCUCAAGUGCAAUCAGAACUGUUUGAAGAAUGCAGGCAACCCGAGAGACAUGCGAAGAUUCCAGGUUGUUGUAUCAACAACAGUCAAUGUGGAUGGCCACGUGCUGGCUGUCUCAGACAACAUGUUUGUACACAACAAUUCCAAACACGGGAGGCGGGCUCGCCGCCUUGACCCCUCAGAAGGUACGGCCCCUUCUUAUCUGGAAAAUGCAGCUACUCCGUGCAUAAAGGCCAUCAGUCCUAGUGAAGGCUGGACUACUGGUGGGGCUACUGUCAUCAUAAUCGGAGACAACUUCUUUGAUGGCUUACAAGUCGUAUUUGGAACUAUGUUGGUCUGGAGUGAGCUGAUAACACCCCACGCCAUCAGAGUUCAAACACCACCACGGCACAUUCCAGGAGUUGUUGAAGUAACUCUCUCCUACAAAUCUAAACAGUUCUGCAAAGGUGCUCCCGGCCGAUUUGUCUACACUGCGCUUAACGAACCAACCAUAGAUUAUGGCUUUCAGAGGUUGCAGAAAGUUAUUCCACGACAUCCAGGUGAUCCUGAAAGGUUACCAAAGGAAGUACUACUUAAAAGAGCAGCAGACCUUGUGGAAGCCCUAUAUGGGAUGCCCCAUAACAACCAGGAAAUAAUCCUGAAACGAGCAGCUGACAUUGCAGAGGCGUUAUACAGCGUGCCACGCAACCACAACCAGAUCCCCACUCUAGCCAACACUCCUGCUCACACUGGCAUGAUGGGAGUCAACUCCUUCAGCAGCCAGCUCGCCGUUAAUGUCUCCGAAACAUCACAAGCAAACGACCAAGUAGGUUACAGUCGCAACACAAGCAGUGUUUCCCCGCGAGGAUAUGUUCCCAGCAGUACUCCUCAGCAGUCCAAUUACAACACAGUCAGCAAUAGCAUGAAUGGAUAUGGCAAUGCCGGCAUGCCCAAUCUAGGUGUACCAGGUUCCCCUGGAUUUCUUAAUGGCUCCUCAGCUAACUCUCCUUACGGCAUAGUGCCGUCAAGCCCUACCAUGGCAGCCUCUUCGGUCACCCUCCCUUCAAACUGUAGCAGUACACACGGCAUUUUCUCAUUCUCACCUGCCAAUGUCAUCUCUGCAGUGAAACAAAAGAGCGCCUUCGCUCCUGUUGUCAGGCCCCAAGCCUCUCCUCCACCAUCUUGCACCAGUGCAAAUGGAAAUGGACUUCAAGCUAUGUCUGGGCUUGUAGUCCCGCCAAUGUAAAGUCACUUUUGUUUACCUACCGUAGCAACCAAGCUUCAGAGGAUGGGCUUAGGGGACAAGUUUAGUACAUUAAGACAUGCUGAUGGGAAACCAAGUUAUCUCCACACAGGAUCAGCAACGAGUCGAAAUGCUACGAAAACAAAACACAAACACAAAACAAAAGACUUUGUUUAAAGAUUUUAUUUAAACUAUUAAGAAAUCUACAUGCAAAACAACCUACUUCUUCAUGAACAAUUCCAUUUUAUUGACUGACUUUUUUCCUCAUAUUUUCACAUUUCUCAGUCCUGAAGAAUCAAGGAAGAAAAAAAACAAAAACAAAAACAAAAAAGCGACGCCUAUUUUGUAUAAAGUUUCUGAUUACGUCUUGGCUAUGUCUAGUACUUGCUAUGUGUUGGGAGAAACUUUGUGGAUGCACCAUUUUGAUUAUCAUGAAACACUGACGAAAAAUGCCUCCAAACAUUUUUCUGUACUUCAUAACUAGAUUCACAAUGGUUGUGUAUCUCUAUAAUGUGAAAUAUUUUUUUGUGGUGGAAAAGAAAAAAAAAACAACAAAAA
This is a messenger RNA of Dryobates pubescens (Downy woodpecker), 2500 nucleotides long. It is a transcript of the gene EBF3, whose product is annotated as EBF transcription factor 3. Gene Ontology annotation, molecular function: DNA-binding transcription factor activity, RNA polymerase II-specific; RNA polymerase II cis-regulatory region sequence-specific DNA binding. NCBI's taxonomy places the organism in Eukaryota, Metazoa, Chordata, Aves, Piciformes, Picidae. The transcript is spliced from 16 exons. Gene Ontology annotation, biological process: regulation of transcription by RNA polymerase II. The coding region runs from base 152 to 1945 and encodes 597 amino acids. The record is from RefSeq and is a predicted model, not a curated record.